Colletotrichum higginsianum IMI 349063 is the source of this 327-nucleotide messenger RNA. RefSeq names its product Ubiquitin-like protein. The record is from RefSeq and is a predicted model, not a curated record. The transcript has 2 exons. Bases 1 to 327 code for a protein of 108 amino acids. NCBI's taxonomy places the organism in Eukaryota, Fungi, Ascomycota, Sordariomycetes, Glomerellales, Glomerellaceae.
AUGGAGGUCACACUCGAGGCCAUCAUUGCCAUCGUAUCGCUCGUUGUAGGGCUCCCGCCGGCACUUUUGAUGCUUUGGCGAUGCUGCCAGUCCAGACGACGGAGCCGGACAGCAGAACACCGCUCCAUCGUUCCAAACAGGUCGACAUCCUUCGAAACAAUGCCCCAAGAAGAGAACAUGAUGUGGCUGCGUUCGCCUGUCAGGGUGUGGACAUUUGUUGGGUACCAGAUGGAUUUGAUGCCCCGCCAACCUGUCGUGUUCCCGCCACAACAAGCACGAGAGCCGAGGGACUAUAACUUUCAACGCCUUCGGGAUUUGAAUACUUAA